AUGUCUAGUCCAAAUUCCUCUCCAGGCGUUGGACCUUCGCGUUGGGAUCCACUGCUGAUUGCCUCAGUUGGUGUAAUUUGUUUGAUACUUCUUCUAUUUAGUUAUUUGAAGAUAAUACAGACACAUUGUUGUGGGUAUCUGUCUGCGCGUUUGUACAGAAAUCCAACUCAAAGGCGUCAUAUAAACGAGCAAAUUCUUGACGAUACUGAUUCACAGAUCCAGAGCCGCAGACUAGACUCCUAUAUUAUGCAUUCACUGCCAAUCACUCAGUUCAAGAAGGACGACCAACAAACAACCAGACCAAAUAAUGCAGAUUGUGCAGUUUGUUUAGGUGAAUUUGUAGAUGGUGAAUGGCUGAAACACUUACCUUAUUGCUCUCAUGUUUUCCAUGUCGCCUGUAUUGACACUUGGUUUCAGAUUCAUUCAAGCUGCCCGCUAUGCAGAUCAAAUGUAUUUAGUGUCAAAAUGCAACAAGGACAUUCCAUUUCUAUGUACACAUUACUGGAAACUCUGAGAAGGGAAGAUUUCAAUCGCGAAAGAUCAGUGCACAAUGAGGAUAUCCGGUUACAGAUACUACAGAAUCAUUCUUCUAGAGAUGUAGAAGGAAGUGCUGACUAG
This is a messenger RNA of Nicotiana tabacum (common tobacco), 618 nucleotides long. RefSeq names its product RING-H2 finger protein ATL60-like. Lineage: Eukaryota; Viridiplantae; Streptophyta; Magnoliopsida; Solanales; Solanaceae. The record is from RefSeq and is a predicted model, not a curated record. Gene Ontology annotation, biological process: protein ubiquitination. Gene Ontology annotation, molecular function: transferase activity.